Cyanistes caeruleus (blue tit) is the source of this 952-nucleotide messenger RNA. Lineage: Eukaryota; Metazoa; Chordata; Aves; Passeriformes; Paridae. The record is from RefSeq and is a predicted model, not a curated record.
CUCCUUUGUAUGCUGCUCACUUCCGCCCCGGGCAGUUUGUGGAUGUUACUGCAAAAACAAUUGGUAAAGGAUUUCAAGGUGUCAUGAAAAGGUGGGGAUUUAAAGGUCAGCCUGCAAGCCACGGCCAGACAAAAACUCACAGACGACCUGGAGCAAUAUCUACCAACAAAGCUUCCAAAGUUUAUCGUGGGAAGAAAAUGCCUGGUAAAAUGGGUAACAUCUACAGGACAUCUUUUGGAUUAAAGGUGUGGAGGAUCAAUACAAAACAUGACAUUAUUUAUGUAAAUGGAUCUGUUCCAGGACACACCAAUUGUAUGGUGAAGGUCAGAGAUAGCAAAUUGCCUACUUACAAGGACUGCAAUAAAAACCCUCCAUUCCCUACGUUUUUUGCUGAUGGAGAUGAAGAACUGCCAGAAGACCUUUUUGAUGAGGAGAUUUUCCAGUUCACAGAUCCAUCUGUCACAUUCGCAUAAUGUUCCUUGCAUCUUUGAAAACACAGUUUUGUUCUUUUCAUGUACAUUGCAGUGCUGUAUAAAAGCAAGCCGAUGAAUUGCAGUCUGGCCAACUGACUUAAACACUUCAGGUAUUGUUAUUUUGGUCAGGUAAUCAGAUUUCCCACUGUCAGUCUCAAACCUGUACUUAAAGCAACAGGUGAGUCUGAGGGACAGGUCGUAAAGCACACCAAACUCUGAGUCUCCAAUGACCUCUUGUCUUCUGCCUCAGGCUGUGAAAACCUACACAAUCCUGAAAAACUGUUGUUUUGAAGAUGGUUCCAGUUCAUUUUCUGAAUGUGAACAAAUUCUGUUUCUCUUUUAUAUGAAGUAUACUGGGCAAAUCUUAUCAAUCAGAAAAAGAUUCCAAAUUUGCCUUGGCAUCUGAGGUGGGGGGGGAAUCCAUGAAUAGUAAUCCAAAAUAAAACAAGAAAAUGUAUGACCACUGUUUUGCAGAAUGA